This is a messenger RNA of Xenia sp. Carnegie-2017, 3265 nucleotides long. Its product is annotated as dentin sialophosphoprotein-like. The transcript has 2 exons. NCBI's taxonomy places the organism in Eukaryota, Metazoa, Cnidaria, Anthozoa, Malacalcyonacea, Xeniidae. Bases 170 to 2905 code for a protein of 911 amino acids. The record is from RefSeq and is a predicted model, not a curated record.
AGGUACAAGGUCUAACAUGCUGUCGGAGCAUAACAUUUUGCUUGUAAAAAUUAUUUAAAAGGACUGUGCAUCUUUCAAAGGAUUUCAUUGAUCGCUCGUUAACGUUGGCAUUGCAUCGAAGCCAGGAUUCGAAUUUUGUUUAAAAGUAGAGUAACACUUCAUUUAAGAAAUGAAGAAAUAUGUUGAUGAUGUAACAUGCAAAACAACAAUGACUGGUAAAAAUUUUUAUUUGUGUCAAGCAAACACACCAACAUCACUUGAAGAGGUUUGCCACUCACACACAGCUGACUCAAUUAAUCCAUUUGAUUCUGUACUGAAUCACUUGAUUCUACAUGGUCAACCUGAUUUGAAACUGCCUUCAACAGAUUUCUACUCAUCAAACUUGAACUCAAGCAUUCCACCUGAAUAUGAGUGGGAAAAUUCUUGCCCAUAUGACUUGGACAAUGAUGAUGAUAAAGGAAGUAAUAUGGACAGUCAUCACUCUAUCCAGCCGACAGCACAUACUAUAUGGAAAGAUGGAGAAGAGUAUGGAAAGAAAGAGUUUGACCAAGUUAGUGGGUUCCAUUUUAGAACUGCUACUCAAGACAAUGAUGAACAUAUUGAUAUAGACAAAAAUUCACUUACUCCUGUGUCAUCCAAUGAACUUCAAAGUUGUGAUUCAUUUAUACCAACUCAUCAAUAUGACUUUCAGUUGUCCAGAACAUUAGACACUGAAGCAUUCAAUACAUGUCCAAGUGACUUGGACCAAAUUGAUGACAAAGACACUGUCAGCACAAUUCCUUAUCUUCUGCAAUCUCCAAGUAAAAAAGAGCCUGAAAACAUACAAGAGAGGGAUGAUCCAUCAAAUUCUAAGUCAUCAAAUACAUGCAAAUCCAAGUCACUUUUUCCUUCUGUUUCUGAAUUGAAUCUAUCAGAAUCCAACUCAUAUAAUCACUUUCAUUCACCAAAUCAAUCAGAUACUAUGUCUUUUAAUCUUUCACAUAAUUCACAUUUGGAUGCAAACAACCAAUCAGUUUCAUAUUCACUCCAAACUUUGGAUUCAGAGUUGUGUAAUAUUGAGGUUCCCAAGUCACUUGAUCUAAUGGAUUCUGAGGAAUCAGAUUCAACUGUUUCAGAGUCUGUGGAUCAAUCCAAAUUCAAAACACUAAAUCAGUCUCAUGCCAGGUCACCUUGCCUUUCUUAUUUUGAGUUACCUCAUUCACUUGAUUCCAAUUCAAUUAAUCUCUCCAAUUCAGAAUUCUUUCAAUCACUAGAUUUGUUAGUAUCUGAACCAUUUGAAUCAGAUUCACCUGAUAUAUUUGAUUCUAGUUUACCAAUUCCACCUGGUUCUGAUUCACUAUACUCAUCUGAUACUAAUUCACAUGAUUCAUCGGAAUCUAAUCCUACUGUUUCAUUCAAUCCUAAUUCAUUUGAUCUAUCUUAUCCAUAUUUAGCAGAUUCAUUUAAUUCUCACUCAACUAUUUUGUCCAAUUCAAAUGAUUUUUCAAAUUCUGGCGAAAGUUCUCAUCCAAAUUCAUUUCAAUCCAACUCAUCUCAAUCAAAUUCACCUGAUUCUAAUUCACCAAAUCCUCGUGACUCUGAUUCAAAUGUUCCAUGGAAGUCUGACUCUACUAUUUUACCUGCUUCUGAUUUACCAUAUUCAUCUUAUCCCAAUUCCCCUGAUUUGUUGAAUUCAGACUCAUUAGAUUUGGACUCAAGAAGCUUGCCAUGUCUAUCUCAUUCAAAUUCACCUGUAUCAGGCUCACCAUAUUCACCAGUUUCACCCGAGCCACCAGAUCCACCAGAUGCAUUACAUUCUCAUUCUUUACAUUUAUCAGAAUUAGAUUCAAAUUCAUCUGAAUCAGAUUUAUCAUAUCCAUCUGAUUCUGAUUCUUUAGAUCCAUCGCUUUCUAACUCAAAUGAUUCGUCUGAUUCUGUGAACAGUUUUGAUUCAAGUUCACCUGAAUCAGAUGCACAAGAUGUGCCUGAAGCAUCUGGUUCUGAUUCAUCAGAUUUUUCCGAUUCAGAUUCGUUGGAAUCUGAUACAACAAAUUUAUUAGAUCAAUUAGAUUCUGAUUCAUCAGUGUUGCAUUCAACAGAUUGGCCAUGCUCAUGUGAUACUGAUUUAGAUCCACCAGAAUUGGGGUCAAAUUCAUUUGAAUCAGAUUCAAAUUCAUUUGAAUCAGAUUCAGCAUAUUCACCUGAUCAAUCUCAUUCUGAUUUACCAAAUCCAUCACAUUUUGAUUUAUCAGCUCUAUCUUAUGAUUCAUAUUUAAAAGUAGCUUUCCUAAUCCACAAGAUUCUGAUCCGAUGGACUCGAAUUCAAGUGAUUUCAAUACAGCUCUUCAUUCUCAUCCAUCUACAUUACAUGUUAAUCCAUCCACAUGAUUUGGGAUUACUUCAUCUACCAGAUUCUGAUUUUGCAACUUUAUAUUCCAAAAAUGACCACAAUGACAAUGAUGAACAUCCACAGUAUUUGCAGGUAAAAAGUGGAAAUGAUGCAGAACCAAAUGCAAGGGUAAAUGAUUGCAUUGAGCUUGAGGGAGACGAUGUUGAUCAAGGUAUUGAAAUCAAUUCACUUUUGUCUAUUAAAGAAAUUGCAGAGCAGGAUGAUAUUGAUAGAAGUGUUGGGAUAAACCCACUCCUUCCUAUCAAAGAAAGUGAGGAAGAGCAUGAUUUUGAACAAGGUGUUGCCAUAAACCCACUCCUCCCAAUCCAGGAAAGUGAGGAACAGCAUGAUUUUGAACAAGAUUUUACCAUAAACCCACUCCUCCCAAUCCAGGAAAGUGAGGAACAGCAUGAUUUUGAACAAGAUGGUGCCAUAAACCCACUCCUCCCAAUCCAAGAAAGUGAGGAGCAGCAUGAUUUUGAACAAGAUGUUGCCAUAAACUCACUUCUCCCAAUCCAGGAAAGUGAGGAACUGUAAAAUUAUUACAUUGAUAUGACGAAAAAUGAUUUGGAAAAGGAUUGUAUAUGGUGGUGAAAUUUUUGACGCAUAUACUUCAAUGAUUCGUACAAACGUUUGUAGACUAAACAUUCGUUGUCAUUUGUGCCUGAUUAUAUAACGCUCAUUCAACAAAGUACUUGCAUGAUUGAUUCUGAUGUAUUCUUCAAGUUUUAUAAUAUUACAAUAAUAACUAAUCGUUCAUUGCAUGAAUUAUGAUAAUUAAAUAUUAUAAUAAUUUUUUCAAAAACUUAUGUUAUGACCUUAAAUCUUAUGUUUAUUGAUGCUUUAUAUGACUAAUUGUGCUUAUAUCAAUGUUUUAAGAAAAUGCAAUCUACAAUA